UUGAAGCCCUUACUCCAUAGGUGACGGAGUCACUCUUCUCCCUGCUGCAUCGCCGGUCCCGCACCCAGUCGCCGGCCUCCGUCGAAUCGACGGCCACCAGCCAUAAUAAAAAGGAUAUAGGUAUUUGCAAUUCAAUCCAUUUAUGGGAACUGAUAAGUGGGCAAGUUUUUCAGAAGGAACAAGUGAUUCUGAAGGCUAUGUGGAGGAUCUUGAUGAUGAGGACCAUUGCUGUGCAUUUGCAUCCACUGAUAUACCCAAUUUGCAGUUCAGGAAAGAUAUUUCAAGAUCACGGUGGCUUGACCACUUAGGAAUGGCUGAGGUCGUGGAGAGGAAGGGUGGAUUGUGGACAACUACUGGGAUAGUUCUUAAUGGCAAGAUAUAUUGCUUCAUUGAAGAGACGUUAUAUCUGGCGGAAGUUGGGGCUCUACAUCUCUUCAGUAACAAUGAUGCACCCCUAUCUCUGGAACAUAUAUACAAUAGGGUUGCAGAAGGAAAAAGUGGUUGUUCCUUGAAAUGUUUUGAAGCCUAUAAGCACCUGAAAUCUCUUGGUUAUAUAGUCGGGCGUCAUGGUAUUCCUUGGUCAGUUAGAAGGUCAAGUGUAAAUUAUAUUUCUAACCAAGACCUGCUGGAGACUGCUGAGAUUGAAGAUAAGGAAUCAAGAGACAGCAUUCUCAUCAGUGAAAUGUUUAGUAAUAUGCAAAUUGGUGGAUUGAGAAUGGUUUUUGAUGUUUACCCUCCUAAUAGUAGAUUCAGAAAGUCUGCACCUGGCGAUCCAUGUUUUGUACUUUGUCUUGCCAGUGAGGAUCCACCUUCCAAAGAAGAGAUUGAAGAUCUUGAGAGACAUUCUCAUGGUAUUCCUUUGAAAUUCUGUCUGGUUGAGCAUGGGCGUGUGAGCUUUUUCUCAUUCAACAGAGUUGAGCUUCCUAUCCUUCCAUGACCCCGACCAGCAAUGAAUCCAAAUAUCGACAUGCCUUGAGAAGAGCUAUGGUACAAUUAUGAAUUUUAAGUUUGUGAAUUGAUGUUUCACCAUUGUGUAAUAGGCGUCUGCAUUAUUCAGACGAUAAGCAUGUCUGGCUUACGAAUCAGGACCUAGUCUCCUGUGCUUAUAACAAAACCAGAGUGAGUCUUGUCUUCUUUGCCCUCAAUGUUUUUGUAAAAGUUGAAGGUUGGUUUAUUUUAUUGCCUAACAUACGUGUUACACUGGUGAAAUUUAAAUUUAGUCUGGUCAAAAG
Nicotiana attenuata is the source of this 1232-nucleotide messenger RNA. RefSeq names its product tRNA-splicing endonuclease subunit Sen54-like. The coding region runs from base 143 to 937 and encodes 264 amino acids. The transcript has 5 exons. The record is from RefSeq and is a predicted model, not a curated record. Lineage: Eukaryota; Viridiplantae; Streptophyta; Magnoliopsida; Solanales; Solanaceae. Gene Ontology annotation, cellular component: tRNA-intron endonuclease complex. Gene Ontology annotation, biological process: tRNA-type intron splice site recognition and cleavage.